Molecule: messenger RNA, 1212 nt
Organism: Mucor velutinosus
Lineage: Eukaryota; Fungi; Mucoromycota; Mucoromycetes; Mucorales; Mucoraceae
Product: 3,4-dihydroxy-2-butanone 4-phosphate synthase (DHBP synthase)
Exons: 2
Coding region: 1-1212 (403 amino acids)
Biological process (GO): protein phosphorylation; regulation of glucose metabolic process
Cellular component (GO): mitochondrion
Molecular function (GO): pyruvate dehydrogenase (acetyl-transferring) kinase activity
Source: RefSeq, a predicted model, not a curated record
AUGCUUCGCUUUAUCCAAAUCCCUCAUCAUCCUAUACACAAACUUAAAUACGCCCGUUCCAUUGCAUCCAAAGCUCUUGAGAGACCUCAUGCUCAUGCCUUCUACGAUGACAAAAUCACCAACUUUGCCAGCAAACAAGUAAACCCUGUAACCCUCGGUAAACUAGCAGGCUUUGGACGUCCACCGCUGUCCAACGAAAGUCUACAAGCUUGCACACGAUACGCACGAACUGAACUACCGGUGCGUUUAGCGAGACGCGUAAGAGCCUUUCAAAGUUUACCUUUCAUCGUCGGUACCAAUCCUCAUAUAAAAGAAAUUUAUAGUUUGUAUUACGAUUCUUUCGAGUCGCUGGUGAAAUACGCACUUCCCGAUGCUCCUGGCGAUGAUUUAGAAUUCACUGAAAAGCUCAAGGAUUUCGUUGAACGUCAUAGCGAUAAUAUUCCCACUCUUGCCAGAGGCUUCUUGGAAUGCAAGCAGUACAUGAACUCGCAAGAUAUGGCACGAUUCUUGGACGACAUGAUUCAAGCACGGAUAGGCAUCCGUCUCAUUGCAGAACAAGCCAUUGCAUUGAUGCAACAAAAAGACUUGCAAACAGAUGGUUUGGUGGGCAUCAUUGACACUCAGAUCAGACCCGUUCAGUUGAUCAAAUCCUGUUCUGAUUUCGUUGCCGAGCUGUGUGAAUUCAACUAUGGUCAAAGCCCAGAUGCCAUCAUUGACGGUCAUACAGAUACCAUGUUUACCUACGUCCCUGUCCAUCUUGAGUACAUUCUGACAGAGCUGUUAAAGAAUUCCUACAGAGCCACUGUAGAGCAUCAUAAAAAGAUGGGCAGAACAACCGAAUUGCCACCUAUCCAAAUCACCAUCAGCCAGGGCCAUGAGGACAUUUCAAUUCGAAUUCGCGAUCAAGGCAACGGCAUCAGCGACGAAGAUCUCCACAAGGUGUUUGAAUACUCUUACACCACAGUAUCCAAGUCAAAGGAGGAUGCAGAGAACGACCCAUCCAACAUUUUUAGAAACAUUACAGAGAUGGCAAUGCAAAGCGGUGUUGGCGGUCCGUUGGCUGGUUUAGGGUUUGGCUUACCACUGGCCAGAAUGUAUGCUCGCUACUUUGGUGGUUCGCUUACUUUGGUAUCCAUGUGGGGGUUUGGAUGUGAUGUAUUCCUCAAACUGAGACAUAUUGAUGAUUCCAUGGCUGAAGGACUAGAAAUUUAA